CAAUCAUGUUCUGUCCUUCAUUAGCAUAAACAAGGACGCUAGCGAUAUCACUAGGUUCCAUGUACAGCACAUAAAACCUAGCAAGCGUUGGCGGGAGCGCGCAAUCCUGCGUACACACUGAGCCAUGUAAGCAACGGCAUUUUGAAACGACAUUGUGUACCCAGCUUUAAUAUAGUCAUGUGUCUGUAAAGAUGGCCCUUUGUCAGUAAACAUUUACCUAAUUGUUAAUAGUAUUUACAAAAGAAAAGAAAAUAUUGACAAAAGUUAGCAACACAUGGCCAGAGAGUAAGAGUUGUGUGUUUUGCUUUUCUUGUACCUUCCCAGUCACCGUAGUGAAACUCCCAACUCUCUCCCUCCCCCCCUGUCUGUCUCCAAACCCAGCAGCAGCAGCAGCCCAGGGAGGAGGGACAGUCAGUCAGUCAGUGUAGUAACAAUGUAGCUUUCUGUCUCUUUCAUGAACUCCCUGCAUUUACAGUGUAUCCUGUGCAGCUCACAUGUGAUCCCAGGACUCAGAGACAGUGACCAUUGCCUGCUGGCUCCCUGGCUGCAAGCUCUGGAGGCUGGCAGGCUGCUUGCACAACAGAGACUGCAAGGAGACCAUUGCAGCAUGCCAUGCUAAGUGCUGCGAGUGGCACAGAAGCCCAGGAUCACAGCCCAUGCUGCUACCACCAUUCACAGUAAGACUCUAUGGGAUUGGUGCCCUGAGCCUGCAGGGAUAACUGAAUGCGUUUGGGAUCUUGUUUACACUGGAGGAACUUUCACAUCUGUUUCACACAAACUCAAAGUUCAGCCCCACAGGGCUGACCUCACAGCACACUCCAUAGCAGUAACCUGCCCUGUUUGCACAGCAGCACAUGCAAAAGUCUGCACCCCCCACUCACCUUUCCUGUGCCUGUGGGCUGGGCUCAGCGGGGGACAUUCAAGAGAAGGGGCCUGGAGAUUUAUGCAAAGGUCCAAGAAGUCCAAGGGUGCAAUUGUGGCUGGAGAGGGGAGAACCCCUUACUACAAGCUGCAGCAAUGGAUGCGAUCGGCAUGGCACUUCUGAAGAGAGCCACAGAGGUGGAACAAAUUGCAGAGGUGCACAUCAUCGGAGAACAGUUUAGGCUUCGGUUGCACGAAGACAAAGUAAUAAAAGACCGAAGGCGCCACUUGAGAACCUAUCCGAAUUGCUUCGUGGCCAGGGAAGCGGUCGACUGGCUUAUUGAUCGCAAAGAAGCUUCGGAUAGGAUCACAGCAAUAGAACUGAUGCAAAAGAUGGUGGAAAAUAACACCAUACAUCACGUCUGCGAUGAAUUCAAGGAUUUCAGAGAUGCAAAACUUUUCUACCGGUUCAGAAACGACGACGGGACGUUCCCUAUAGAGCAAGAGGUGAAGGUUAUUAUGCGAGGACAGCGCAUAUAUGAGAAAAUAAUGAGUGCGGACAGCUCGUUACUACAAGCCAGAGAAGAGGACGGCGUCAAGUACGAUCGCUCCUUCAUAGGCUCUGAGUUUGUCAACAUGUUGAUUCAUGUACAAGAGGCCAAGACCAGGGCUGACGCCGAAGUGCUGAGCCGGCGGCUUCUGGAACACUCGGUAAUACAGCACGUGUCAAACAAGCACCACUUUGUGGACUGCUCUCUUCUGUAUCAGUUUCGAUUGAACUUCAGACGCAGGCGGAGGUUCAUGGAGGUCCUCAUCAAGAGACCCCAAGCCGUGCCGGAGUGUCAGGACAGCCCGUUCUGCCUGCGCAAGCAGAGCCAGGACAAGUCUGCCAGCUUCCACUCCGUGAGCUCCAGCAAUGAGGUGAAAGUGGUGCCCUCCAUCCGGCGGACCAGCAUGAGCAUCAGUAACAGCAGCGGAUACUUCAGCGUCACCUCGCCCGUUGGUAUCAGCCCGCCCGUCAUACUCUGCAAUCCCAGAUCAGUGUUAAGGAGGCCGGUUACAUUGGAUGAGCUCCUGAGCGGAGCCCCCUAUAUGAGGAAAACGCUGACUAUUGUGAGUGACGCAGUGGGAUGGGGAUUUGUGGUACGAGGAAAUUCGCCAUGUCACAUACAGGCAUUGGAUCCCACCGGACCAGCUGCAGCUGCAGGAAUGAAGACCUGCCAGUUCGUGGUGUCUGUCAAUGGUCUCAACGUCCUUCACUGUGAUUUCAGAGCGGUCAGUAAUCUCAUUCUUACCGGCCCGCGGACAAUUGUCAUGGAAGUGAUGGAGGAGGUGAAAGGGUGACGGGGAGGCCGCUGACCGAUGUGUAUGGCCAGGCGACUGUUAUCCAACCAAAGCUAAACCAACACAAUCUACAGGACACUGCUGGGGGAACUACAUGUACUGUAACCGAUACACAUGGGGAAAUAUAAUGUAUGUUAAAUACAUUAAAAAACAAACAAAAAAGUGCCAUUAAAGAUUCACAGUGAUGUUGGUAAAUAAUAGAUGGUUAGUCAUUAUGUAGAUUGUACAUACUUACUAUAGUGUUUUAUUCACUGCAGCCAUAAGCUAGAGUACAGGAAAUAUGAGGCAUAAUAUAAAGAAACAAUACUUGAAUCAAACCUUACGCAACUGAUUGUAUUAUAGUGUCUAUGAUAUAAAUAUAAUGUCUGUUUUUACACACAAGGAAACCUUUCGCCAUUAAUACAUUUUGCAUAAGAUUGUAUCUUGGUAAAUGCUGUUACCCUGUAAAAACAGAUUUGCAUAAUAUAAUGUGUAACAAAUUGAGAUUUUUUUUUUGUUUUAAAGGGAAAUAAAAAAUAAGAUUUUAUAUUGAAUAUAAAAAUGUGAGUUUUAAAAAGUAAUCAAUUCUUGUUUUCUUUGAGAACUGCUGCGAAAAAUAUAUAUAAACAUUUAAAGGGGCAUUGACAAGACUUAACCUGAAAACUCUAAAUUCAGAAAUAGUUGAAGGUUUCAGGUUAUCACUUAGACCUUUCUUCAGGGUAAAUGAUUGCCUGAGGCUUUUGAUACUUUUGUCACAUAUUCCAAGUUCCGUCAGUCCCCCCGGUUUAGGUUUAUUUUGGUGUAUCUGGCUGCACCCAGGCAGCUGUCUGUUCACCUUGGAUUGCCAUAAUUAAGCCUAAUAUAUCAAAUAUCUUGGUGACAUUUUUUACAUUUGAUCUUUGUUUUGUUUUUAAUGCAAACUUAAUAUGAUGUUUUAUAUACUGAGUGUCAUAUGCCGUUGAUGUUCAUGUGUGAGGUCAGUCAUCCUUCUGCGCCUAAUUGUGUUACAGGAGGUAGAUUUGUAUGCACACUGAGAGAAUCUCUCGCCUGGGGCUGUAUUACACCUAAAUACUCACACUGAUCCCUUAUAGAGUGCACCUGUCACCUAUGCACAGUGGAAGCGGCCAUUUUGUUGUUGGAGUCCAUUUUAAUGAUUCUUCAUCCUACAGAUUUAUUGAGGCAAGUUGGAAUUUGUGCCAGCUCCUUGUGGAUUGCCUGGCUACAUUCUCGUGAAUGCUGCUUCAGUCCACUGUGUGUAGCCAUGAGGUACACUUUAUUUCUCUAACGUCCUAGUGGAUGCUGGGGACUCCGAAAGGACCAUGGGGAAUAGCGGCUCCG
Messenger RNA from Pseudophryne corroboree (corroboree frog), 3522 nucleotides. It is a transcript of the gene DEPTOR, whose product is annotated as DEP domain containing MTOR interacting protein. Lineage: Eukaryota; Metazoa; Chordata; Amphibia; Anura; Myobatrachidae. Bases 1018 to 2205 code for a protein of 395 amino acids. The record is from RefSeq and is a predicted model, not a curated record. The transcript has 10 exons. Gene Ontology annotation, biological process: intracellular signal transduction; negative regulation of TORC1 signaling; negative regulation of TORC2 signaling. Gene Ontology annotation, molecular function: protein binding.